AUGAAAAUGUUGAGCGCCCCCAGAGCUGUGUUUUGUUUAUUUACCCUCUUGAACAUUGUGGUGUUGAAUAAUGUUACCCCUUCGAGUGACCAAGCCCUUUCAUCACCAGAUGUUAGAGCCUUCCCAAGACACUUAUCCGAAAUGAUGAAUGAUUCUUAUAACAAUGAUUUAUCGGAGAAUAAAAGAACUCGUCAACUUUAUAAUGAUUUUUUGGCAGAUAAUUUAUUUCCAAAGCAUGCGGAUAAUGCCGCGUUGUUAUCAUCAUUAAGUAGGAAAGAAUAUUUAAUUCGAGAAAAACCUAAUUAUGGUCAAGUGAGCAAUAGAGAAAUGGUUAAUUUGCUUGAUGGAUAUAACAAAUUAUAUGUCUUGGAGCAUGCAAGAAUGAUGAAGAGAUUAUCAAACACGCUCAAUGGUUUAUCAAAAAAAUAUAAAAUACCAGAGAAAGAGACAAGAAAGUUGUGGAAUGAAUGUAAGCGAAGCAUUGAAUCUAAACUUAAUAGAAAAAUGGAUUCUCAUAAACCACGUUAUAAUUCAUUAGUAAUGUCGUGUAGUGCAAGUGUCGCUGAUUUCGGGGACUUCUAUAAGUACUACGUUACAUCAUGGAAUAAAGCCUUAAAAAAGAGUGAAAAAAAAUGGAAUAAAAUUUUCAUAGAGAGAGCGAAAAAUUACCGAAGCGGUGCAAAAUGAUCAAUC
This is a messenger RNA of Plasmodium vivax (malaria parasite P. vivax), 693 nucleotides long. RefSeq names its product RAD protein (Pv-fam-e). The record is from RefSeq and is a predicted model, not a curated record. The transcript has 2 exons. Lineage: Eukaryota; Apicomplexa; Aconoidasida; Haemosporida; Plasmodiidae. The coding region runs from base 1 to 687 and encodes 228 amino acids.